Molecule: messenger RNA, 1563 nt
Organism: Penicillium argentinense
Lineage: Eukaryota; Fungi; Ascomycota; Eurotiomycetes; Eurotiales; Aspergillaceae
Product: putative pre-mRNA splicing factor
Exons: 3
Coding region: 1-1563 (520 amino acids)
Biological process (GO): mRNA splicing, via spliceosome
Cellular component (GO): U4/U6 x U5 tri-snRNP complex
Molecular function (GO): U6 snRNA binding; U4 snRNA binding; protein binding
Source: RefSeq, a predicted model, not a curated record
AUGAUGCACCCGUCGCGACAGGCCUAUGUCGAGGAGGCCGAGGAGGACACCGACAUGGGCAUCGACCUUGCUGAUCUGCCUACCGAUCAGGACUAUGAGAUCCCUGCUUCCGCCGCCGGCAUCCCGGCAGAGCGGGCCUCCGCCAUUCUAUCGCAAUUCGAGCGUAAACGCAGAGCCGCCGCAAUGGCCGUACCGACGGAUGACAAUCGAGUGCGCGCACGACUACGAGAGCUCGGGGAACCUAUCACACUCUUCGGCGAACGUCCGGUAGACCGACGAGACCGUUUGCGCGAGCUCCUGACCGAUCUCUCAGAACGGACGGCGGGCGAUGGCGACAUUCAGAUGCAGGAGCCUGACGAAGAAGAGGUGGAGCAGCAAGAGGAAUUUUACACGGAAGGUACGGAUGCCUUGCUGGAAGCGCGCAAGGAUAUGGCACGGUAUUCAUUGCCACGGGCAAAGGCCCGCGUUGCCCGUCAGAGAGAGGAGUCGACAAUCCCACUACGCACACACGUGAAGCAUCGCAAAGCUAUCAAAGAGAAGCUCGCUGGAUUUGAUCUGUACGGAUCUCAAAUUGCAGGAGAACGACCUGUCAGUAUUUGUCGCUUUGCUCCAGAUGGACAAACUGUUGCGGCUGGAAACUGGGCUGGAGGAAUCAAGUUGCUUUCCGUACCGAACUUGGAGGAGCGCGCGAGUUUCCAGGGACAUUCAGAUCGUGUCGGAGGAUUGUCUUGGUUCCCUGGCGCGACACUGCCACAGUCCAAUGUCUCUCCUUCAUCGGUCAAUUUGAUUUCCGGAGGUGGCGAAGGAGACAUUCAACUUUGGGCUCUGGACAAAGACAAGCCCCUAGCCACUCUCUCUGGACACUCAGGACGUGUGUGUCGGACAGAGUUCCACCCGUCUGGACGAUAUGCUGCGUCGGCAUCUUACGAUACUACCUGGCGACUGUGGGAUGUUGAAACUACGACAGAACUGCAACUUCAAGAAGGCCACUCACGGGAGGUGUAUGCGGUGUCUUUUAACAAUGACGGAUCUCUCUUGGCUAGUGGUGGACUGGACAGCAUCGGCCGCAUCUGGGAUCUCCGAACUGGACGCACGAUCAUGAUUCUCGAGGGUCACGUUCGUGAGAUAUUCGGCCUGGACUGGGGCGUCGAUGGUUACCGAGUUCUCUCAGGCUCCGGAGAUGGUUGGGUCAAGUGCUGGGAUCUGCGUCAAGUGCGGAAUACGGGCGGAAUUGGUGCACACAAGAGUGUUGUCUCUGAUCUGCGCUGGUACAAGGGAACUGAGGCGGCAUCCUACUUGCCAUCUACCGAGAUGGAUAUUGAUGGUGCUUCACCCGCUCCUGAGGCUGCUCCAGAGCCACCCCAGCCGAAGAAAUCAGGAACCUUCUUUGUGUCCAGUGGCUUCGACAAGAACGUGAAUGUAUUUAGUGCUGAUGAUUGGUCCCUGGUGAAGACGCUGAGCGGUCACUCGGGCAAUGUCCUCAGUACCGAUGUUAGUGAUGAUGCGAAGUGGAUUGCUAGCUGCGGUCAUGAUCGGACUGUCAAGUUGUGGGGAAUCGAAUGA